Molecule: messenger RNA, 3024 nt
Organism: Mastomys coucha (southern multimammate mouse)
Lineage: Eukaryota; Metazoa; Chordata; Mammalia; Rodentia; Muridae
Gene: Prss36
Product: serine protease 36
Exons: 15
Coding region: 277-2832 (851 amino acids)
Biological process (GO): proteolysis
Molecular function (GO): serine-type endopeptidase activity
Source: RefSeq, a predicted model, not a curated record
AUCCAACAGGUGUCCUGGAGCUAGGACACCUCCCUACUUCCAUUCUGAGCCUCCAGAUAUGUGAGAUGUACCAGAGUUCUGGGUGGGGCCUUUGAGCUCCCUACUUUUCCCUUUCAGCUCCAGAUCCUCUCAGAUUCCCACAGAUGGGUUCUAGCCAGGGAGGGUGGGGCUACUCCUGGGACCAUCAGGAGGAACCAGCUACAUAGUUGGUGACAGAGUAGUGGCAGGAAACAACCUCUCACCUACCUCUGUGCUUCCAGCUGACUUUAGUAGACCAUGUCCCAACACCUGUUUCUCCCACUUGUAAUCCUGGUGGUCAGUCCCAUACCAGGAGCCUUCCAGGACUCAGUGGUCAGUCCUACCCAAGGAGAAUUUGAAGACCUAGACUGCGGCCGCCCUGAGCCCUCUUCCCGCAUCGUGGGGGGCUCUGACGCACAUCCUGGCACUUGGCCGUGGCAGGUGAGCCUGCAUCAAGAUGGGGGCCACAUCUGCGGGGGCUCCCUCAUCGCCCCUUCCUGGGUCCUCUCCGCUGCUCACUGUUUCGUGACGAAUGGGACCUUGGAGCCUGCGGACGAAUUGUCAGUCCUGCUGGGCGUGCAUUCCCAGGACGGGCCCCUGGAAGGAGCGCAGUUGCGCUCAGUGGCCACCAUCCUGGUACCGGACAACUACAGCAAAGUGGAACUGGGCGCAGACUUGGCUCUACUGCGCCUGGCCUCGCCAGCCAAGCUGGGCCCCUCCGUGCGGCCGGUCUGCCUGCCUCGUGCCUCGCACCUCUUCGCUCACGGCACUGCCUGCUGGGCCACUGGUUGGGGAGACAUCCAGGAGGCUGACCCUCUGCCUCUCCCCUGGGUUCUACAGGAAGUGGAGCUAAGAUUGCUGGGAGAGGCUGCCUGUCAGUGUCUCUACAGCCGGCCUGGCCCUUUCAACCAGACUUUCCAGCUGUUGCCAGGGAUGUUGUGUGCUGGCUACCCAGAGGGACGAAGGGAUACCUGCCAGGGUGACUCUGGGGGACCGCUGGUCUGUGAGGAUGGUGGCCGAUGGUUCCUGGCGGGAAUCACCAGUUUUGGCUUUGGCUGUGGACGGAGGAACCGCCCUGGGGUCUUCACUGCAGUGGCUUCCUAUGAGUCGUGGAUUCGGGAACACGUGAUGGGUUCAGAACCUGGGCCUGCCUUUCCCAGCCAGCUCCAGAAGCCCCAGUCAGAACCCUGGGAGCCCAGAGGAGAAAACUGUACCUUUGCCCAACCAGAGUGCGGGAAGGCUCCGAGGCCGGGGACCUGGCCCUGGGAGGCCCAGGUGACGGUGCCAGGCUCCACACCCUGCUAUGGAGCUCUGGUGUCUGACAGAUGGAUCUUGGCACCGGCCAGCUGCUUUCUGGACUCAGCCCACGACAUCGAGAACUGGCGGGUGCUGCUGCGCUCCCGUCCGGAGGAGGAGAGGGUGGCGCGCCUCGUGGCGCAUGAGAACGCUUCCAGGGACUUCGCUUCGGACCUGGCGCUGCUGCAGCUGAGGACGCGCGUGAACCUGACCGCGGCCCCGAGUGCCGUGUGCCUGCCCCACCGCGAACACUAUUUUCUUCCCGGGAGCCACUGCCGCCUGGCUCGCUGGGGACGCGGGGAACUCGCCCCUGGCUCCAGCGCGCAGCUGGAGGCGCAGCUGUUGAACAGCUGGUGGUGUCAUUGCCUGUACGGCCGCCAGGGGGAGUCCGUGCCGCCGCCAGGAGACCCACCGCACUUGCUUUGUCCCGCCUACCUGGAGGAGGAAGAGGCGGGCCUAUGCUGGAAAGAUUCCAGUUGGAGCCUUCUGUGUCGUGAGGAGGGGACGUGGUUCCUGGCAGGAUACAGAACCCUCUCAAAUGGCUGUCUUCGACCCCGAGCCUUCUCUCCAAUGCAGACUCAUGGUCUAUGGAUCCGUCAUGUGACCCAGGGAGCUUACCUGGAGGACCAGCUAACUUGGGACUGGGGCCCCGAGGGGGAGGAGACUGAGAAACAGACGUGCCCCCCACACACUGAGCACGGUGCUUGUGGCCUCAGGCCGAAAUCCACUCCAGCUGGUGUGUUGUGGCCCUGGCUGACGGAGGUGCAUGUGACUGGUGAUAGAGUCUGCACUGGGAUUCUGGUGGCCCCAGGCUGGGUCCUAGCAGCCACUCACUGUAUUCUCAGGCUGGGCUCUACAACAGUGCCUUACAUUGAAGUACAUCUGGGCCGGGCAGGGGUCAACUCCCUGCCACAGGGCCACCAGGUUUCUCGGUCUGUCAUCAGCAUCCGUCUUCCCCGGCACUUAGGACUUAGACCCCCCCUGGCCCUACUGGAGCUGAACUCUCGGGUGGAGCCCUCCCCAUCAGCUCUUCCCAUCUGCCUACACCCAGGGGGUAUUCCUCCAGGGGCCAGCUGCUGGGUUCUGGGCUGGAAGGACCCACAGGACAGAGUUCCUGUAGCUGCAGCUGUCUCCAUCUUGACACCACGACUCUGUCACUGCCUCUAUCCGGGCAUUCUGACUCCUGGAACUUUCUGCGUCCUCUAUUCAGAGGGACAGGAGGAUAGAUGUGAGGUGACCUCAGCACCUCCUCUCCUGUGCCAGACUGAGGGAGGUCCCUGGGUUCUCGUGGGCAUGGCUGUUCGAGGUAGCCGGGAGCUGUUUGCAGCCAUUGGCCCUGAAGCAACGUGGAUAUCGCAAACAGUGGGAGAAGCCCAUUUUCUUCAUCUCAGUGGCUCCCCCUACUGGUCUCCUGAAGGCAAUGACCUCUGCCCCCAAGACUUGGCAGGAUCUGCAAGCUCCCCUAAGGUUGCUGCCCUGCUUCUGCUCCUCCUACUGGCUUUACUGAUCCCUCGCUGAGAACCUGGCUCCUCUUCACACCACCCAUCAGGGCUGGAAUGUGGCCCAACCGGCCAGCUCCCAGGCCGGGAGAGGGCCUCUUCCACCUGUACUGCAUCAGCUUUCAGAUAAUUGGACCUCAGUGCUGGCUACUUUGAGUCUAAGAAUCCUUGGGGGUGGAGGAGGAACAGACAAUAAAAAUGUAAAUACAGA